This is a messenger RNA of Ceratitis capitata (Mediterranean fruit fly), 556 nucleotides long. RefSeq names its product coiled-coil domain-containing protein 58 (gene Ccdc58). Lineage: Eukaryota; Metazoa; Arthropoda; Insecta; Diptera; Tephritidae. The transcript has 3 exons. Gene Ontology annotation, cellular component: mitochondrial intermembrane space; mitochondrion. The record is from RefSeq and is a predicted model, not a curated record. The coding region runs from base 59 to 481 and encodes 140 amino acids.
AUAUCGAUGUUUACAGAUAUCGAUAAUCAACUUGUAUAUCUAUUUAUUACCGGUACCAAUGUCUGCAAGUCAACCAUGUGAAGAUUUCCUGGAAUUCCAGGAAAGUAUUAAGAAGCUCCGUGCUGUAGAUGACAAUAUCAUAUAUACGUUAAAUACAUCUCUGCCGACUGAAUCAUUUAAAGGUCAGGUCAAUUGUGAGAAGGUCUGUACAAAUUUGUUUAAUCAGCUAAAAGAAGUUCAUAGAAAGCGAGAGAACAAAAUAAACGAUUGCAUACUAAUUUCUGCAGAGUCUUUAAAACAAUUACGUGAAUUAAGAGAUAACAGUCCAGAUGAUGUUGAAAUCGAUAAGAAGUUUAAAUCGGAGCAACGGAAGCUUCGACUUUUACAAUCAGAAGUAAAUGUGGAGGAUAUUGUGAAUGAGCGUUCCUUAAAAGCAUUCAAAGAACGAUGCCGGACAUACCUGCACACUAGAGCCUCAUGAUGGUUUAUUAAUAAAAUUUUCAUACUUCAAAUUUUGAAAUAAAGAAAGAAAUAUUUUUCUCUUUUCAUUAUUGUA